Candoia aspera is the source of this 1290-nucleotide messenger RNA. It is a transcript of the gene GPR160, whose product is annotated as G protein-coupled receptor 160. Gene Ontology annotation, molecular function: G protein-coupled receptor activity. Lineage: Eukaryota; Metazoa; Chordata; Lepidosauria; Squamata; Candoiidae. The record is from RefSeq and is a predicted model, not a curated record. Gene Ontology annotation, cellular component: plasma membrane; signaling receptor complex. The coding region runs from base 27 to 1049 and encodes 340 amino acids. Gene Ontology annotation, biological process: G protein-coupled receptor signaling pathway. The transcript has a single exon.
GGAAACUGCUAUCAUCUCUGAUAAUUAUGGCUGCAGUCAUCUGUGAGAAUCGUUCGUUUCUGAAGUUUCAAGAUGGCCAUCUUGUCCUGCCUUCUGAAGCUAAUGGAGCUCUGCUGCUUAUCAUGCUGGGGAAAGUAUUGCUCAAUCUGUUUCUAUUGCAAGUCCGAAAACACAGUCACCAUGCGAGUUUUAUGAGCUACUUCUGCAUUUCACUAGCUAUCUUUGACUUGGUUCUUCUGGUAAUUAUAUCUUUCAUCUUCUGUUAUCAGAAUGUUGUGCUUUGGGGGAUUAGCUUUACUGAGUAUCACAUCUGUCUUUUGCCUCAGAUCACCUCCUUUCUCUAUGGCAUCUUACAUUACCCAAUUUCUUUUAUAGCUGGCUUGGAUUAUUACCUUACAAUAACCCACACUUCCAAAUAUAGGAACGUGUGUUGGAAAUUAGUGUACACGGUUGCUGUGUUACUCACAUGGAUAUUUGCUCUUGGUUGUGUUCUGAAUCUUCCAAGUACUUCUUUAUGGCCGAACAUAAAUCAUGACAGUUAUGCAUAUCAAUGUCCUUUCUACAUCAGCAGCCAAACUUACUGGCUCUCACUUGGUAUGUUGUCCAUCAUAUGCCUGGUUCUUGUUUUCUGUUGGUCAGAAAUUGUGGAUAUGGCGCAGUCCAUUAAGCUUAUUUCCUUUGAGAGAGAGAUUGUUCUGUUAUUUCCUUAUGAACUUGAGUGCAGCUCCAGAGAUGGUUCAAAACAUCUUUUGACAAGACUUCUGAUCAGCUUUAUGGGCACUUGGGCCCCAUUUAUUAUGCUUCAAAUGCUCAUUGUGUUACUUAAUGCUGAGAUUCCUGCCUACAUCGAGAUGAAUAUCCCCUGGCUUUAUUUUGUCAACAGCUUUCUUAUUGGGGUUGCAUGUUGGGUGAGACGUCAUCACAUUGAGUUCACUGAAGACUCUUGGGACGUGGAUCCAUUUGUCAGCUGGAAAUUUUGCUUUAUUCCUGUCAACCUUCAAAAAACUGGUAAAGCUGUAAAGCUGGACACUGAAAUUAUAAUCUGCUAAUGAGCUACUAUGGGAGAAGAAUGUAGGCUGGAUUACAAUCAAUGGAGAAAGCUGCAAAUUAAGCUUGUGGACUACAGGAGAGAAAGAACACCAGAUGACUAAUUGGUUGAACAUUUUCUCAAGUUCCAUUGUGUGUGUAGGAGCAUGGCACUAUAAAAGAAUACUGUACUAUUUUCCAAGUUGAAUUUUCAGUAUGGGUAGUUAUUUCAAAAUAAAUGAAGCCUUACUGUGUUGCUAUUGA